AUGGGCGAGGCGGUGGCGAGAGCAGCGGCAGGCGCCGGCAGCCCUUACAGCAUCAGCGGCGUCGGCGGUGCGGGCGGCAUCAAGAAGGAGGUGGCGCAGCAGGUCGUGAAGAAGUGGGAGGAGGCCGGCGUUGCGGAUGACCCUGGGGCGCUGCAGAAGCUCUUCCUCAAGCAGUCGGCUGUGCCCAUCUUCGGAACAGUCCUGCAGACCCUGAUUGAUGCGGCUGCAACCUACUCAAUCUGGACCAGCGCCCUAUAUUUCUCGUGA
Monoraphidium neglectum is the source of this 267-nucleotide messenger RNA. RefSeq lists its product as hypothetical. The coding region runs from base 1 to 267 and encodes 88 amino acids. The transcript has 3 exons. The record is from RefSeq and is a predicted model, not a curated record. Lineage: Eukaryota; Viridiplantae; Chlorophyta; Chlorophyceae; Sphaeropleales; Selenastraceae.